AUGCCGACGCCGCGCGCGUGGACGCUCCUCGCGCUCGUCCUCGCGCUCGCGUUUCACGCCGACGGCGGCGCGGACGCGCUGCCGAUCGCGGACCACGUCUCGAGCAUCGUGACGAGAGCCAAGGAAGCGCGCGCGGCGGCCGCGCCCGCGGUCAGAGCCGCGCGCGAUCGCGUCGUCGCGCGCGUCGCGAACAGCACGGUCGUCGAGGCAGUGGGCGAUCUCCGCGCGGGGAUGGCGAGUCUCUCGGUGAAGAGCGCGAGGGAGGACGAGGAGGAGGAGGAGGAGGACGGCGGGUCAUCCGCGGAGGGGGUGACCUCGGACGGGCACGUCAUCAGCGGCCGCGCGCACGGCGUCGCGUCGUUCCUCUCGCUCGCGAUGUGCGUCUCUUUUUCCAUCUGGGUCGCGAGCGCGUUCUGUCGCGUGAGGCGCAGGGAAGGGGACGUCCUGCCGACGUUCGAGCUCACGAGCGAGGGGCGGCGCGCGCUGAGACACCCGGGGACGUUCGACUAG
Messenger RNA from Micromonas pusilla CCMP1545, 510 nucleotides. RefSeq lists its product as uncharacterized. Lineage: Eukaryota; Viridiplantae; Chlorophyta; Mamiellophyceae; Mamiellales; Mamiellaceae. The record is from RefSeq and is a predicted model, not a curated record. The transcript has a single exon. Bases 1 to 510 code for a protein of 169 amino acids.